Molecule: messenger RNA, 2135 nt
Organism: Paramormyrops kingsleyae
Lineage: Eukaryota; Metazoa; Chordata; Actinopteri; Osteoglossiformes; Mormyridae
Source: RefSeq, a predicted model, not a curated record
AAACCUUAGAGAGUAGAAAAAAUAAUAGACAAACAAACUGCAAAAACACACCUUUAUUUUGCAAUAUUCGGCAAAGGCAAUAACAAAACACCGUCUAACCAUCAUGUUCAACAGUGCUCAAUAAAGGCUGGACAAACCACCAGCAUAGACAAUAACCUGUCUAUUUUAUUCAGGUUAGUCAGCAGUGCAGAGCAGACAGUUCACCCGAAAAUAAAGUAGGCUAAAAGUAAAAGAAAUUAAAAUAAUGAAAACUCUCAGCAGAGAACGGUUUGAAAUAAAUCAGGUUUAUAUGAAUAUAUAUUUUUUAAUACAUUUGAAUAAUAAAAAUAAACUAAAAAUGUAUUUUGAUCAAACUUGCCUGGGUGGGCCAGGGAGUAAUGUGGGCGGGCCAGUGCCGCCCUGGCCCAUCACUGGCUACGCGCCUGCUUUGUAUAUUAUUACGGUAAUCUAGUGUAAUGCCGCUUAUUUUGGGGUCUGGUGAUGCCCUGUAUGACAAUUGUUGUGUCAUCACUGGUCGUCCAGCAGGGACGUGUCUUUUCUAACGCUGAAGUGCACAUUGUCAGUAAGACACCGAAGAAGGCAUCACGCCGAGACGCCUCUGUGCGGAGACCUUGAAUAAAACCGUAUGAAGCAGCGCGCGACCUCUUCUGUCGUCGUUUGGCGGAGGGGAAACAUCACGUGUCACACAGCGGGGCGGUGCCCCCACAAUAGAGGACUACUACAAGAAAAAACGAUUAUGAAAUAAACAGAAAGCCGAUGUUUUAGGAAAUGAGGCGGGUUUCUGGCGCUUUAUUUUAGGAGGUGGGGCUGAUUGCACGUAGUCCGAUCAUUCAGGCAGGCGGCGAGUUUACGGCAGAUCGCCUCUGAACUUUGUUAUUUUGUAUCAGGUUAAACAGCCGAGCGCCAACAAGGCCAAAGGGGUUUAGCGGGACCAGCACAGCGCUGCCCUUAUCUCCGCGCACUACCCCCUUCGGUUAUUUGGCAGGACAGAUGGCCGCUCCCGAUAGCUGUCGGUUCAUUUUCUGCAUAACAGUCUUGUCUUGAAGUGGUAUUUUGCGAAAUUUCUGUAUUGAUUGUUUCCAAACGGUCAGCAUGGCUACGGAGGGGCAGCCUACGGAUUUCGUGAAGGUGCUGCACCUGCUGGCGAUGUCCUUCGUCUGGGGCACACAGGUGUGGGUUACCUUCAUAGCGGGGUUUGUGCUGGUGGCCCGAGUUCCUCGGCACACCUUCGGCCAGGUGCAGGGAGUCCUCUUCCCCUUUUACUUCUACAGCCUCCUGGCCAGUAACUUCUUCAGCCUCGCGGUGUUUGCCGUGUACCACCCCCGCGAGCUGCUGGACUGGCACGAGGCGCUGCAGGUAUGCCUGUAUUUCAGCGCCCUGCUACUGGUGGGCCUGAACGCACAAUGGUUCAGCCCGUCCACCACAGAAUUAAUGCUGCAGAUGCAGGAGGUGGAGCGGGAGCACAGUUUGGGGGGUGAGGUUGGGCUGAAGACCAAGAAGGAGGAGUACACCAAGCUGCGAGAGAAGGACCCCAAGUACAAGGCCCUCAGAGCCAGCUUCUUCCGGUACCACGGCCUGUCCUCGCUCUGCAAUCUUCUGGCCCUCCUGUGUACCACUGUGAACAUGGUCUACACGGCCCUGCAUCUCAGCACCAUCUAACAGACCACAGAUGUGUGUUGGGUAUCAUUCCAAGUCUGUUUUUUAUUUUAGAUGUUUCGUUAUGGAGAUGUGAAUAUAGUCAUUAAUCAUGAAUUUUCCUUAAAAAACGUACACUUCGUUCAGGGUGCAAACCCUACAUGGUGUUAAAGAGCAAAGAUUGUGUUACACAGCAACGUUGAUAAAAAUGUUUUCUAAAAUGGCUGAUUUUCAUUGUUCCAGCAGAGGCAAGAAUAUUAUUUAAUUUUUACAAAUGGAAUUUCCAUGUGAUUUCACAGAUUUCUUGAAUUUCUUGUUUUUAAUAAAUUAGUAAGCUGUGAGCCUCAGCUUUUAUUUUAUUGCCACAGUUCAGUGCAGUGAUGGUGUGAAACAUACAUGAAUUAAUGAGACUGACCAGAAAUACCUACAUUAACUUGCUGUCUAUAUUGCCAAUCAUGUUAGAAGACAAAACCUAUUAAAACUGAUGAAUGUAAAAAAUA